Messenger RNA from Gadus chalcogrammus (walleye pollock), 1245 nucleotides. RefSeq names its product ornithine decarboxylase antizyme 1b (gene oaz1b). The record is from RefSeq and is a predicted model, not a curated record. NCBI's taxonomy places the organism in Eukaryota, Metazoa, Chordata, Actinopteri, Gadiformes, Gadidae. Gene Ontology annotation, biological process: positive regulation of protein catabolic process. Gene Ontology annotation, cellular component: nucleus; cytoplasm. Gene Ontology annotation, molecular function: ornithine decarboxylase inhibitor activity.
UCUAGCAGCGGACCCAACAACUGACGAGCAUCACUCCACAGCCGACCAUAGCAGAGAGCAACAGCACGUCGUGUCUCUAUCCGAGGCCGGAUGGUAAAAUCCAACCUCCAGCGGAUCCUAAACAGUCAUUGCUUUGCUCGCGAAAAAGAAGGAAAACAGACUUUUGCUGCCAUGGCUGAUUUAAGUAGUAGUAUCUGUGACAUGAUUGGCAACCUGGCCCUGCACUGUAGUAGUACCCGCAGCCCGGGGCCUCUGUGGUGCUCCGAUGCCCCUCUCCCACCCCUGAAGAUCCCAGGUGGGCGAGGGAAUGGCGCACGGGAUCACACUCCUUCAGCUCUGCCACUCUACUCGGACAGGAAAUUAACAGUGACUGAAGAGCCCGCGGGGAACGGUCGCCCGGGCAUGCUCCACUUCCAGAGUCGCCCCACUGUCACCAAGGCAGUACAGUGGGAUGCUGUGCUGAGCAGCAAUGCGCUCUACGUGGAGAUACCCCAAGACCCUCUUCCCGAGGGCAGCAAGGAGAGUUUGGCAGCUCUCCUGGAGUACGCUGAAGAACAUCUGAAAGUCGACAGCGUGUUUGUCUGCUUUUACAAGAACAGAGAGGAACGUGCCAAGCUAGUGCGUACGUUCAGUUUCCUGGGCUUUGAGAUUGUGAAACCGGGCCAUGCCCUCGUCCCACCUCGUCCUGACGUUCUCUUCAUGGCCUACACCUUCGACAGGGACUCUUCGGACGAGGACUAGUUCCCCGGACGACUCCCCCACCCCUGUGCUCGACCCAACUCCGUUUAGCCCCUCCUUCUCCCCAAGUAGAUUUAGUUUCCACCACCACGUCGUUUGCCCCCUCCCGUGCUUUAAAUCUUGUUACCUCUGCAUCCUCCCCCACCUCCCAUUUGAUUCUAUAGGUUUACAUUAUAUAUCGUAAUUUUAGUAGAGAACAAAAAAAAGGUUUUAAUCAAGUCUCCUUUAUGUAAUCCAGAUGCUAACGAGCAUACCUUUUUGUUCUCCCACCCAGAUGAUAGUUAGAGGUGCAUUUAGAUUCCACCCUGUCUUAUCUGUAUAUCUUUAUUAAACUACCAUCAUAUAAGGUUCAUGGGUAGGUCAGUGUUGUUUUAAGAAGAAGAAACCGCAGGAUUUUUUGUUUCUCGUUUGGAUUUUUGGAUGAGCGUGUUGCAAUUGCAAACUUGUUUUUGUUAAAUUCUUAGCAUUUUUUUUUAUCUGUAUGGUUCCCCUGGUCAUUGACUGAGA